Molecule: messenger RNA, 1151 nt
Organism: Cladocopium goreaui
Lineage: Eukaryota; Dinophyceae; Suessiales; Symbiodiniaceae
Source: the annotation of a GenBank genome assembly
GAACCCCUGGCCUUUGGCGCUCUCUUUUUCCGGCAUUCCGCGUUGGCGCCAUGCCGGCCCCCGAGAUGCGACCAUCGGAGUAUGAGAACAUCUUGCGUCAGGAGCUCACGAAGCUUCAGGAGGUGCUGUUGAAACAGCACCAGUUGGAAGUGGCGCGAAAAGUGGAUCUCACGUUUUGCCUGGCUAAGGAUGACCCACGAGGACUUGAUGCUCGAGGCAGCAUAGAUGAUGAAGAUGUUGGUAUUCGGAUGGUUCCCAUGGAAUACCACACAGCCACUUUCGACGACCAACAAUGUGAGACGGAGUUUGAGAGUGGCUAUGCCAAGUGCAUGCAAUGGCAGAAGUUCACCUUGCGGUUGCUCUAUGGUGAGGCUGAUAGCCAGCGGGCCCAGCUGGCGCUUGAAGAGGACCGUUUCGUGGAUGAGGAAGAUCUGCAGUUGCGACCUGCAUGGAACAUCUCAUGGCAGGAAGCCUCAAAGACACAUCGUAGUCGCAACCUGAUGGGCUCUGUGCGUAAGACCCACAGCCUGAAGAUGAACGAGUACCUCUGGGAAGACACCUGCCUGGGGCGCUUGGUCCUGCCGCCACGCAGCAAGCCGCAGAUGUUGUGGACCUUGCUGGGAUCUCUCUUCAUCCUAUGGGACUUGAUCACCAUCCCCCUGGAGUUUUUCCAGCUUUCGGACCAAGUUGGUAUCUUCACCGUCAUGGGUCGGAUAACCAUGGGAUUUUGGAUGCUCGAUAUGCCGAUGAACCUGUUCUUUGGCGUUGAAACACAGGGGAAGACGGAGAUGCGCAUCCUGCCCUUGGCGAGGAUCUAUUUCCGUUCCUACUUCUUCUUGGACCUUGCGGUGGUUUCCAUUGACGUGGCACUGCUGAUGGUGGAAUUCUUCGGGGAGGAAACCAGCGACGGCUUUCGCUCUGCUCGCUUCCUCCGCACGAUGCGUUUGCUGCGGCUGCUGCGGUUGCUUCGUGCUGUGAAGCUUCAGCAGGAGUUGACUCUCCUGGCCAACCGUUUUCUGUCGGUUCAUGUCUUCAUGGUGGCAAAGGUGGUGAUGGGCCUCAUCAUGAUGCUCUUAGUGAACCACAUUAUCGCCUGUUUGUGGUAUGGAAUGGGAUCCUGGAGCGAUCCGGGGGGGUGGUCGUCAGCUUAA